Messenger RNA from Ixodes scapularis (black-legged tick), 129 nucleotides. RefSeq lists its product as uncharacterized. NCBI's taxonomy places the organism in Eukaryota, Metazoa, Arthropoda, Arachnida, Ixodida, Ixodidae. The record is from RefSeq and is a predicted model, not a curated record. The transcript is spliced from 2 exons. The annotation marks the transcript as partial.
AUCGCUUCCUCGAUCUCUCCCUCUCCCCCACCCUCGCUCAUUCCCUCGCUCACUCCCUCGCUCACUCCCAUUCCCUCGCUCAUUCCCUCGCUCCCUUUCUCCCUCCCUCCCUCCCUCGCUCCCUCCCUC